Molecule: messenger RNA, 954 nt
Organism: Parastagonospora nodorum SN15
Lineage: Eukaryota; Fungi; Ascomycota; Dothideomycetes; Pleosporales; Phaeosphaeriaceae
Exons: 1
Coding region: 1-954 (317 amino acids)
Molecular function (GO): protein binding
Source: RefSeq, a predicted model, not a curated record
AUGCGAUUAUUUCAGGGCAUCCUCAAAAACAUCAUUUUCCGCAUCGACCCCGAUACAGGCAAGAUUGACGAGUAUCCUAUCCCCUUCACUACACCCUUGGACCCAACGCCUAUCAAAUUGCCUGGGGUUGCCAAGUCGAUUACUGAUCGUACUGCAUUGAGCUGUGCGAUCAGGAAGGGCGCAGAUGGAAAUCUCUACGCUGCAAAUGGUAUCAGGAACCAGCUCGUUCGUAUCAAUCCAACAACCAAGCAGAUCGAUCUUUUCCAGAAUCCAGAAUCCAACAUCGCUGGAAACCUUCAACCAUUCAACGAUUUAUACACCUCCAAAACUGGCAUGUAUGUCACAGCAACGACGGGAAACACGUUUGCCAUAUUCAAUUACGCGACUGAAAAAUUCACCACCUACACCAUCCCAACACUAGCCUCCUUGCCUCUAGGACUUAUUGUUGCUUCCGACGAGAGAGUCUACCUGGCUGAGUUUGGUGCCAACCAAAUCUUGGUAUUUGACCCAAAGACUGAGCAGAUUGACGAAUAUCCUCUGCCUGAGCCAGCUCAGUUCCCUACAGUAGUUCGAGCUGAAAAUGACGGCUACGUUUACUUUGCGCUGUUUGUUGGAAACGGCAUCGGUCGCAUCAAUAUGAAGACAUACAAAAUCGACAUUUAUCAUACCAAUCAGCUGGGCCUUAUAGGUGCCGAGAACACAAUCGACUCAAAAGGCGGCGUGUGGUACAGCGCAUUCACUGGCAACGUCUUGCCUCGCCUCAACACAGAUACCCUCCAGUAUGAUUAUGUCACUCUACCGAUCGGCCUAGGCAAUUUGGGUGUCACAGGUCCCUUGGGUGGACUUCCCCCAGCCGUGGACGUCGCAGUCAACUAUGGACCAGGGGAUGCAGUCUGGUUUACCUCAAUUCUCACGAACCAGGUGGGACGGUACAACCUCACGGGCUUGUAUUGA